UUAUCUUUCUGAAGAUUAAUGGUCAUAAAGAGAAUUACGUAUCAAAGAACGUAUUCAUGUUGUGUUUAAGUGAGUGAGAGCGCACGUUUAAUUUUUAUGAAAAAUGGGUGAAAAGUAUUCCAAUUUGCCUCAAGAGCAUCCAAGAAAUUUAAUUCCAGAGCUGUGCCGGUUGUUUUACAACCUGGAGUGGGUAACAGGAACGGGAGGUGGGAUAAGUAUCAAAUACAAUAAUGAUAUCUAUAUCGCCCCUUCUGGAGUUCAGAAGGAAAGAAUUUGCCCUGAGGAUAUUUUUGUUCAAGACAUAGCCGGAAAGGAUUUAGAACUGCCACCUGCUGCAAAAAAACUUAAAAAGAGCCAGUGCACACCCCUGUUUAUGUGUGCAUAUAGAGCUCGACAUGCAGGCGCUGUAAUACAUACUCACUCCAAACAUGCAGUGAUGGCAACUCUUUUGUACCCUGGAAAGGUGUUUAAAGUUACCCAUUUAGAGAUGAUAAAAGGUAUAUUAAAUCAGAAGCUUGGUCGUAAUUAUAAUUAUGACGAAGAGUUAGUGGUCCCUAUAAUAGAAAACACUCCCUUUGAAGCAGACCUUGAAAGUCGAAUGGCAGAAGUAAUCGAAGAGUACCCUCAAACAACAGCAGUUCUUGUUCGACGGCAUGGUGUUUACGUGUGGGGAGAUACUUGGCAACAGGCAAAGACAAUGGCAGAAUGCUAUGAUUAUCUAUUUGAUAUUGCUGUACGAAUGAAGAUUUCUGGCUUGAAUCCUCAAAGUACACCUGAAGAAUAUGAAUUAAAAAUUCAGAAGAAAGAGAAUGAUUCAAUAUCAUAACUUUCAUUGUUAUAACUGUAAUUUUAUUGGCUAUCAUGUGAGUGAACCAUGUAAGAACUAAAGUCUUAAGUGGGAAAUAUUUCUUCAACCAAAUUAUUUUUCUAAACCUAGUUUUUGAAUGAUUAAAUAGAUUGUGUAGGUACAUAAAAUUGAUAAAAUUGUGAAUAAUACAGUUUGAUACAAGUUUUUGUAACAUGUAUGAAUUAUAUGGUAAAACAAUUAUUUCUAAAUGUAUUUUUUUACAGACAUUUUGAAAGGAAGAUUUUUGAAGCUAUGUUUAUGUACUACCCAUAUUUACUCAAAAUUGAGAACAUAAAAUGCUUUUCUAGUCUCUAGUGAGUGUCUGUCUAAAAAAAAUUCAAUUUAAAUUCAAUUUAAAUUCAAUUUUGAAUAGUUUAUAGUUUUUCGUUGCCAGCACAUUGUCCGUGGUACGUUCAAGCUAAUCUGAAUAUUUUGGAAUUUAAAUUUGACAUAUCUUUCCAAUCAGUUACUGCACAGAAUUAAACUGAAAUGCAGCCAAUUCAGGAUUGCUACAGGAAUGGAAAAAUGUGAAAACUAGAAAGUGUCAGGGAAAUGCAAAUGGUGAGGGACUACUGGAGAAAAGUCAGGAUAAUCACUAAAUAUUUCAGUUUUAUUUUUUUUCUUAGGUGAAAAAAAUAAAAUUACUUCACUGCUGAUGACUAGGCACCUCUAAAAAUGGGAAAACAUGUUAUAUCAUAUAUCGCAAAAUGCUUUCAGUCAAUUUUACUUUUUUUUCUCUCUCAUAAACAUGGAGAUAGACAAAAAGAAAAUGAUUUUAUAAUCAGACAUUUUAAGGUUAAACGGAAACUUUUGAAUGGUGUAUACAAUAUUUUCCUUUAGAAAAAGCAUUAACACUGAGUGGCACUGCGCAACCAUUCUUAUCGAGAUAGACUUGUUGAUUCGGGUCUCAGGGACAGUCAGGGAAUUUUGGAAUAAGCUACUCUGCUAUUUUAUCUGACCACAAGUUACGAGAAGUAUUUUCAUAUAAUAAUGCUCUUUAAUGCUUUAAUGUUAAGAAAACACUUGUCUAGAAUUCGUGUUCCGAUUAGCCAGAAUGCACUCAGAUUUGUUUUUGUACUGUGACGUGCUGGUUAAAUUUUUUUUUCAUAAAAUUGUGCUAUUAAUGUUUUUACAUAUUGUUACAUAGUUUGUUUCAAUGUAGUAAGGAUGUGCCUAACAGAUCCAGUCUUAACCAAAAUAUGCUUUAAUUUUAAGGCUGCAUUCAUUGCGAAUUUAGCAGUGAUACAUCCUAAUUCUUUCAACACUAACACAAUGUAGUGUGUAAAUGGAGAAAUACUUCUCCGGCAUUAUUUUUUUUUAGUUUAAAAUUUUUUUGUAGUAUAUUUCCAGAUAAACCAUUUGAGAGUAACUGAUAAACUUAAAAGUGUGUAGACAGCAGUUAGCUGACUACCCAACAGAGAGUCAUUACAUUAUUAUCAAAAAUAGCUCCACAAACUUCUCCUAUAAGAAACCUUGCAACUAUUUGGAAGGUCAACAAAAAUGGCUAAAAUGUUAUUCAAGACAGUACUCAAAAAGAGCCAUAGAAUCACAAAUGUAUUUUUAUGGGUUUUUGUUUUCAAAUAUGUUGACUAAAACUGUUGUUGAACAUGUACUAAAAGCUUAUUGGGAAGUAGGUAUCUGGUCAGUAAAAUUAAUCUGAAUGUUAGAAUGACAGGUCAGAAGGCAGUUAGUAACUUGAUAAAACAUUUUGUUAAUGAUUAUGACCUGUAUGAAGAUUUAAUUUUCUAGUGUAUCAAUGAAUUACAGCAAAAAAUAACUUGGGGAUUUUAUUGUGUAUGUACUUUGGGAAACAUUUAUUUUCUAUGGUUAGCAAUCAUUAAAAUGUUUUUCUUAUCAGUU
Messenger RNA from Bacillus rossius redtenbacheri, 2707 nucleotides. Its product is annotated as probable methylthioribulose-1-phosphate dehydratase. The transcript has a single exon. NCBI's taxonomy places the organism in Eukaryota, Metazoa, Arthropoda, Insecta, Phasmatodea, Bacillidae. Bases 104 to 826 code for a protein of 240 amino acids. Gene Ontology annotation, cellular component: cytoplasm. The record is from RefSeq and is a predicted model, not a curated record. Gene Ontology annotation, molecular function: metal ion binding; methylthioribulose 1-phosphate dehydratase activity.